GUCUUGCAAACAGAAACAAAGUGUCAGAAAAUCCCAACAGAUGGUUUUCAAAAUGGGAACUGAGAAGAGUUUUUACAGCGACUCCAGUUCAAUUUUUAAGAAGAGAAAAUACCAGAUGCAUAGUUACUCAUGAACACCACUGUCAGUUGGCAGUCAAUAGCAUCACAUCACAACUUUAGACUUUCAGACUUUUGGCGCUGCUUAGGCUACUGACCGAAUUUCUUUUUAAAUUAAUUUUAAAACAAAACAAUCUCAAUCCGUUUGAAUGGAAUCUCCGAGUUUCCUUUAGAGCAGUGCAAAUCGGGUCGAGAACGCGAGAAGCGAAGCGAUGUUGCGCCUGCUGACACUAAUUUUUGAGUGUGUCUUCAGUUUGUCGGUGGUGUUGCAAUCGGUUGUAAUAUUGGCUGAAUCUUUGACGACGACCACAACGACGCACCAUGUCACCAUGGACUAUGAAGUUAUGAUGACAAAUUCCUGUUGGAGUUCCACCAACGAGUGCCUAAUUGCAGCGAAUUUAAAUUUCAAUUCGGGCAACAUUUUACCCAUUACAAUAAACUGCUCUGUGGCAGAGAAUCCGCUUGACGUAGUAGAAUCUAUAAAUUCAGUUGUAAAGCGUCGUUACGAGAAUAUAAGUUCCGUCACGCUGGAUGGCUGUGGGACGGCCUUGAAUGUAAAUACAUUUGGAUUUGAAUAUAUUCCUAAUUGCGAGAAGAUAACAUCGUUGAACUUGAAGAAUUUUCAUUUUGAUGAGAUCUAUGAGAUCAUUUGCGGUUCAGGGAUUGUGCUUGAAGAUGUUUGUUUUGAGCAUAACGAGUUUGCCAGUUUAAGUGCUGCGAGUGUGUCUAAUUUGAGAAAUUUAAGGACAAUAAAAUUCAGAAGCAACAAUCUGAGACACAUAAAUGUGAAUGCUUUUGAUAAGCUUCAGGAGCUAAGAGAAAUUAGUCUGAUGGAGGAAGUGAAUUUGAGAAUACGUUAUGCCAACUUAUUUGAAAAUCUCGUUCGGUUGGAGAAUUUGCAAAUAAGCUGCGUCGAUACGGUGACGAGUGAGAUGUUGUUGCAUCUUCCAGGGAACUUGGAAGAUUUGAUUAUAAAUAAAGCAUCAUUAGACAACAAAACCAUCGAGGUAAUAGCUCCUCCGACUCUGAAGAAUAUAACUCUUACUCAUUGUGAUUUCACGUCUAUCACCAUAAGAGGGCAGGAAAUUUUGACGCAAUUGAAUUUAAGUUCCAAUUCAAUAAGCCAAUUGGUUUUGGAUGAUUGCACACACCUCAAAACUCUCGAUCUAAGUUCAAACAAUCUGACUCAACUUCCGGAGCUUCAAUUCAAAAAUCUCCACCACCUGGAUCAUGUCUAUUUGCAAAGGAACAAAUUAAAACGAUUUACGAUGUUGUUGUUUUCGAAUUCGCUUAGUCACAUGCAGACAAUUGAUUUGCGUAGUAAUGAUCUCAAAUAUAUUGAAGACGUAAAUGAGCUUCUUGUUCUCAAUGUGCAUUUGCACAUAAUUAUCGAUGGAAACCCAUGGAAUUGUUUGUGGCUGGUCAACGUUUCUUUUGACUUUCCGGAACAGUAUCGAGUUUUUCGUUAUGAGAAGUUUAUUUCGAAGAUCAAUGUAAAUGGUCUCGAAUGCAUGACAUAUCCACCCGAAGUCGGUUCGUUGGAUGAAGUGAAAAUUGAGCGAAAGAAUUCUACAGCGAAACUGACAAUAGUUUAUGGAGGGCCGAGGGAAGCAAAGAGAAACCAAAAAGCGGAAGCCCUAGUUAUUGUGUUUAUGCUUCCGGUGGGAAUAGCUUUUUUGUUUGUUCUGCUGUAUCUUUGGAUAAAUUGUCAAAAACUUUUCCAUCUCUCAUUUUAUCGGGGUCUGCCGUUGGGUCGAAGUUCAGCUGAGCGAUUCGAUAUAGUGCGCCAAAUGCCGCUUAGAUGUGAUUCUGGGAAUGUCCAGAAUCAAGGAUACGAAAUUCCUGCCGCAGGAUGCAAGUGCACCGGUCAUGCUAAUAAGAUAUGCUGUAAAUUUAAUGUAGCCUACGAGGACACUACACCACAUCAGAAUGCAGCUAAGGUCUAUGAAGAAAUUAUCGAGUACAAUUCGAGCACUGGCAAUUGUUAUUAUGACCAUUUGAAUAGGGAGUAAUAAAUUAAGCGAUAUGUGAAUUGUUUUCUAAAUCACAAAUGUUAUUAAAAAAUAAUAAAAAAUGUACAAUAACUCGAUUUAAUUAUAUUUUA
Molecule: messenger RNA, 2220 nt
Organism: Eupeodes corollae
Lineage: Eukaryota; Metazoa; Arthropoda; Insecta; Diptera; Syrphidae
Product: leucine-rich repeat protein soc-2 homolog
Exons: 2
Coding region: 329-2128 (599 amino acids)
Cellular component (GO): plasma membrane
Molecular function (GO): protein binding
Source: RefSeq, a predicted model, not a curated record